ACUCUUUAAAAAAGGAAGGGCGUUUAUAAAGGUCUCACGCGAAACUGUCGUCGAGGUGUAUCUCCCGUGUUUGAUCCAACGAGACCGUAGUUAUUGACCUAGCCUACUGUUCAUGUGGCAGAGGAGUCGACACUGCAUUCCAUGUAUUAUUACGAUUAAUGCUUUACAUAAAAUCUGAAAUAGUGUUUGAUUUGGUUGACUAGCUCAAGAUGGAUCUAAGUGAAGCCAUGGCAAAGCUGUCAAUUGAGGAAACAGAAGACAACCAAUUUGAUGCCAUUGGUGCUCUACUAAAGGUUCUAGAAGAGGAUAUUGAAUUGUACAGUGUGAGGCUGGAUGAGCUUGGUGUUUUAGCAAAAGUUCAUGGCCUUUUGCAGAAACAGCACGAUAGGCGGAUAGAAGCCAAGCUUGCAAAUUUAGUUGCUGAGCUGGCUAAAAAUGAGAACCUCCGAGGACCCUGUGUGAAGCAAGGUUUUGUGCCACCUCUCAACAACUACCUCAAAGGAAAUGAUGUAGAAGUCCUUCACCAAACGUGCCGAGCUCUGGGAAAUCUUUGUUGUGAUUAUGACCCAGCAAGAGAAGCAAUUAAUGAAGCUGGGGGUGUUCAAAGUUUGGUUCACAUUCUGAAAACAAAAUGUUUGUCAGGUGAUCAUGAUCCAGCCAACGAGAGGUUCCGAGUAGUAGCGUGUGCUUAUCUUACAAAUCUCACCUUUGGAAAUGAAAUACUACAGAGCAAAGCAAUCAGUGAGGGUUUAGUUGAUACUUUAGUGCAAUUACUUAAGGAGUAUUCCAUGGACAUCGCCCUCUGUGGCAAGAUAGUGAUAUGCGUUGGUAAUUUAGCGGAUGUAGAGGCCAACAAGGUGGCUUUUGUCGGUACUGGUAUGGGGGAGUUGCUUGUAAAUGCAUUGCAAAUGGUAGUAGAAGAAGAUGAGCAAGAAGCCCUACUUGAAGUUGUAGCAUCCCUUGCAGAAAAUGAUGAAAUGAAACAGGAAUUUACCCAAGCCAAUCUGGUACCAAUUCUACUGGAGAUUCUUCAAGGUUAUAAAGAUCUUCACGGGGCGAAGAUUUGCGUCACCGAUGACGACGUGCAAGUGGAAAAGUUGGCAACAGACAUUAUUGUAUUGCUGGUUACGGAGGAUGUUAGCAUGACGAUUUUAUUUGACGACGGCAAAGGUUUACUAUAUCAGCAUGUGAUGUCCUCUUGGUUACCCUCUAGUAUUGAAGUAUAUCAAAUAUCCGGUGCACUUGUUCUUGGGAACUUUGCCCGCAAUGAUGGCAAUUGUUUAAAGCUUCUAGAUCUUGGUGUUCUUGAUCCGCUGUUUAAAAUGCUUGAAAAGGUCGAAGGUCAUGAAAUGGAUGUACGUUUACAGCAUGCAGUCUUAAGUGCCCUUAGAAACUUGUCUGUUCCGAAAUUGAAUAAGGCUAGAAUGCUAGAUGCUGGAACAUUGGAGGCUAUCCUUCCAUUGUUAGUAACAGAGAGAAAUCCAGUACAAUUUAAACUGCUGGGCACAGCAAGGCUACUAAUUGAUGGAGCUGUUGCAGCUGCAGUAAAGAUGGGAACAAAUGCUGACCUUGUAGAGAGGGUUGCUGAACUCUGUAGUUGUGAAGUGCAUGCUGGGGUAGCUGGGGAAGCAAACAGGUUGUUGGCUGCACUGAUUAAAAACUCAGCAUCUAAGGAAGUCAUGCAGAUUGUUAUUGAUCAAGGCGGUAUAGAGCACCUGGUGAAGAUGGCGAUGUCUGAGCACACUCUGAUGCAAAAUGAGGCUCUUAUUGCCCUCACGUUGGUCGCUUCAUCUAAUCUAGGUAUGGCUGUUCUUGCAAUUCUUUCAUCCGAUCUGAUUGGUGUAUGCAAAGCAAUCUUGACCAAUGAAGGCUCAGCAGCGGAAAUCAAAUGCAAUGUUCUAUCUCUCAUAAGUUUCCUUACAGAGUCUGACAGUUUACAAGCAGAAAUUAAAGCGAAGGAAUUAGUAGAUGUUGUGAAUGGCUUAUGCGACAAUAGUAAUGAAGUGAUUAAGGGUAAAGCAAUGAGUGUAAGUCAGCACUUCCGCUGAAGCGAUCAUCAUGCCACCGUUUAACGAUUCAUGUCAAGUUUUCGCGAAACCACACUCUGAAGAUCCUGAAGGUUUUUGCAUGUUGCACUGAAGAAUAAGGAAUUGUGAAGCAAGAUGUAGAAAGAGAAAA
Molecule: messenger RNA, 2178 nt
Organism: Anneissia japonica
Lineage: Eukaryota; Metazoa; Echinodermata; Crinoidea; Comatulida; Comatulidae
Product: rap1 GTPase-GDP dissociation stimulator 1-like
Exons: 16
Coding region: 210-2048 (612 amino acids)
Biological process (GO): positive regulation of GTPase activity
Cellular component (GO): cytosol
Molecular function (GO): protein binding; guanyl-nucleotide exchange factor activity
Source: RefSeq, a predicted model, not a curated record